This is a messenger RNA of Drosophila elegans, 1200 nucleotides long. Its product is annotated as chymotrypsin-like protease CTRL-1. The record is from RefSeq and is a predicted model, not a curated record. Bases 9 to 1106 code for a protein of 365 amino acids. The transcript has 4 exons. Gene Ontology annotation, molecular function: serine-type endopeptidase activity. Gene Ontology annotation, biological process: proteolysis. NCBI's taxonomy places the organism in Eukaryota, Metazoa, Arthropoda, Insecta, Diptera, Drosophilidae.
CCGCCGUAAUGGGAAAGCUUGCGAUCGCCAUCCAUCUUCUGGUUGUUCUGUUCCUACCUUUUCCCGGAUUCAGUCAAUUCCUCGAUCCAUUAUGUGGAACUCGAGCUCAAUCAAAUACUGGAAUGCGGGUCAUUAACGGCCAGAUAGCACAAAACAAUUCGAGUCCCUGGAUGGUUUUUCUGAAGGCAACUGACGAUACAUUCGUGUGCGGCGGAACUUUAAUCACAAGUAGACUAGUACUAACUGCAGCGCAUUGCUUCAGUCCACAAAAGACAUUAUUCGCUCGCCUGGGAGAGUAUAAGCGAAGCUUUAAGGGUGGAUAUAAACCGGAGGUUAGGGUGGACGCAGCUUUUAGACAUCGCCUUUACAAUCCAAAUACGCAUGUCAACGACAUAGCCAUCCUUCGGCUGGCAUAUGCUGUAACUUACAGAGAAAACAUCAGGCCGAUCUGCAUUGUGUGGGAUCCUAGCUGGAGGAACUAUAUUGACAGUAUUCAGCUGCUAACCGGUACUGGAUGGGGUAAUACCGAGACGGGAAUGGAUAGCGAUGAGCUCAUGACACUGGACAUUCAGCGUCGUUCACCACAGGUGUGCAACAAAUACACCAACAACAACAUUGUGAGCAAUCAAUUUUGUGCGGGAAACUUAAAUAGUAAUCUGUGCAACGGCGAUUCCGGAGGUCCUCUGGGGGCAAUGAUCACAUAUCAAAACAAGCAGCGCUUCAUCCAGAUCGGUAUCGCCAGCUACACGAACCAAAGGUGCCAAUGGGCUUCUGUUUACACGGACGUGUUAGGACACAUCGACUUUAUCCUCCGGGUUUGGCGACUAUACGGCAAUGGUCAAAAAGUGACUUUGCCAACAAGAAAGACAACUACGACGACAAGACCACCAAUUAGGCUACCUACAAGGCCACCCAAUAGGGAACCUACAAGGCCACCGAUUGAGGUUGAUUAUGAUUAUGACACGUUCGAUAUGACGGAUCCUCAGAGAGAUGAUUCGACGAUGACUGAAUUUGUCAUUCCAGUUCAAUAUCCAGUUGAAUAUCCUGUUCAAUUUCAAGUUCAAUAUCCAGGUCAAUAUCAAUUUCAAUAUUUUUGGACCGGUUAAAAACACUGAUUCAAAAUGAAAUAUUAAAAAUAAAUACCUGACAAUCGAUUCAAAAUUUUAUAUUUCAUAUUUAAAUUACAUAUAAACUCAAAUU